Messenger RNA from Chaetura pelagica (chimney swift), 1560 nucleotides. It is a transcript of the gene GJA9, whose product is annotated as gap junction protein, alpha 9, 59kDa. Gene Ontology annotation, biological process: cell communication. NCBI's taxonomy places the organism in Eukaryota, Metazoa, Chordata, Aves, Apodiformes, Apodidae. The record is from RefSeq and is a predicted model, not a curated record. Bases 1 to 1560 code for a protein of 519 amino acids. Gene Ontology annotation, cellular component: connexin complex. The transcript has a single exon.
AUGGGAGACUGGAAUUUCCUUGGAGGCAUUUUAGAGGAGGUCCACAUUCACUCCACUAUUAUUGGAAAGAUUUGGCUAACGAUCCUUUUCAUAUUUCGAAUGCUUGUCCUGGGGGUGGCAACUGAGGAUGUUUGGAAUGAUGAACAAUCAGAAUUUAUCUGCAAUACUGAACAACCUGGUUGCAGAAAUGUGUGCUAUGAUGAGGCCUUUCCCAUCUCUCUCAUAAGAUACUGGGUCUUGCAAGUCAUAUUUGUGUCUUCCCCUUCCUUGGUCUAUAUGGGUCAUGCCUUAUACAGACUAAGAGCCUUGGAAAAGGAGAGGCAGAAAAAGAAAGCUCAGGUAAGGGUGGAACUUGAAAGCACUGAAUUAGAAAUGACUGAAAAUCGGAAAAGGCUGGAGAGAGAACUCCGGCAGCUGGACCAAAGGAAGCUGAACAAAGCACCCCUGAGAGGCUCAUUGCUCUGCACUUACGUGGUACAUAUUUUCACAAGAUCUGCAGUAGAAGUCGGUUUUAUGAUUGGGCAGUAUCUUCUUUAUGGCUUCCAUCUAGAUCCCCUUUAUAAAUGUCAGAGAGAACCAUGUCCAAACACAGUUGACUGCUUUGUAUCUAGACCAACAGAAAAGACCGUGUUCAUAUUAUUCAUGCAAUCAAUAGCAACUGUAUCAUUGCUUUUAAAUAUUCUGGAAAUUAUCCACCUGGGAUUCCGGAAAAUUAAAAUGGGACUCUGUGGGCAGCAUAAAAACAAGGACGAUCUUGACAAUUGCUAUGUAAACAAAUCUAAAAAGUACUCUGACAUACCACGCUCCUCUUUGGGAAUAUCCACCACCCCUCAAAAAACUCUUCCUUCUGCACUUACAAGUUAUACCUUUUUAAUGGAAAAGCAAACUGACACAGCUGCCCACCCGGUUCUGAAUUCUCCUCCCAUGUUUCAGUCUGGAAAAAAUAACUGCACAGAAAGCAGCAGCAAUUUCACCCAUGGCAACCAGGAAGAUAAAUCACCAAAGAAGAGGGCAGCUACAAAUGCUCUGGACAAUCAGACUCAAAAUAUUAGUACAAAUAAUUAUGAAGGCUUGCUUGGCAAGCUUGGGACUGAAGUGCACGAUGCUGAAAAAGAUGCAAAGAAAAAAUGCUUCACUGGCACUGAGAAUGCAGAUACAGCCUCGAGUAUUUGCCUGAGAACCUUGGCUGAAAUGCCAUCUCAUCCCCCACUGCAACCUGAAACAGCUUCUCCUAAUACUGGUUUCAGAAGACAACAUGGAAUCAGUUCAUCUUGGAACUGCUCAGCAAUAAUUGAGAGUGCAGGAGCUUCAACAAGUUCUCUUCCUGAGAACAGUGACAGAGUGCAAAGCAGUCUCAGUGCAAACAAAGCCCAACCUCCUUACAAUGCUGACACCAACAAUUCCAGGCGCCCAGACUCUCCAGACUCUACAUGGGAGGUGAGCUCAGAAUCUAAACAAAGCAGAAAUGGUGAUAAUCCUAAACCUUUCUCUGUGUCCAGGCAGCCGUCCCCGUCGAGCAGCGGCAGCAACAGGCGCGUCCCCACCGACCUGCAGGUGUAG